This is a messenger RNA of Pan troglodytes (chimpanzee), 3241 nucleotides long. It is a transcript of the gene NALF1, whose product is annotated as NALCN channel auxiliary factor 1. Bases 1 to 1104 code for a protein of 367 amino acids. The transcript has 4 exons. The record is from RefSeq and is a predicted model, not a curated record. Lineage: Eukaryota; Metazoa; Chordata; Mammalia; Primates; Hominidae. Gene Ontology annotation, biological process: calcium ion import across plasma membrane. Gene Ontology annotation, cellular component: plasma membrane. Gene Ontology annotation, molecular function: stretch-activated, monoatomic cation-selective, calcium channel activity.
AUGACCAGGGGUGCUUGGAUGUGUCGGCAGUAUGACGACGGCUUAAAAAUCUGGUUGGCAGCACCCCGAGAGAACGAGAAACCGUUCAUCGAUUCCGAGAGGGCUCAGAAAUGGCGACUGUCUCUGGCAUCUCUCUUGUUUUUCACAGUCCUGCUCUCUGAUCACUUGUGGUUCUGCGCCGAGGCCAAGCUGACCCGGGCCCGGGACAAGGAGCACCAGCAGCAGCAGCGGCAGCAGCAGCAGCAGCAGCAGCAGAGGCAGCGGCAGCAGCAGCAGCAGCGGCGGCAGCAGGAGCCCUCCUGGCCCGCGCUCCUGGCGAGCAUGGGGGAGUCCUCGCCCGCCGCCCAGGCACACAGACUCCUCUCCGCCUCCUCGUCCCCCACCCUGCCCCCCUCCCCGGGAGACGGCGGCGGCGGCGGCGGCAAGGGCAACCGAGGCAAAGACGACCGGGGCAAGGCUCUUUUUCUAGGAAACUCUGCCAAGCCCGUGUGGCGCCUGGAGACUUGUUACCCCCAGGGCGCGUCCUCGGGCCAGUGCUUCACGGUGGAGAAUGCGGACGCGGUGUGCGCCAGGAACUGGAGUCGGGGGGCGGCCGGGGGGGACGGGCAGGAGGUGAGGAGCAAGCAUCCCACUCCGCUCUGGAACUUGUCGGAUUUUUACCUUUCGUUUUGUAAUUCCUACACACUUUGGGAGUUGUUCUCGGGGUUGUCCAGUCCCAACACUUUGAACUGCAGUCUGGAUGUGGUGCUCAAGGAAGGCGGCGAGAUGACCACUUGCAGGCAGUGCGUCGAGGCUUACCAGGACUAUGACCACCAUGCUCAGGAGAAAUACGAAGAGUUUGAAAGCGUGCUCCACAAAUAUUUACAGUCAGAGGAGUACUCGGUGAAAUCCUGUCCUGAAGACUGUAAGAUUGUCUACAAAGCCUGGCUCUGUUCCCAGUAUUUUGAAGUCACACAGUUUAACUGCAGAAAGACAAUUCCUUGCAAGCAAUACUGUUUGGAGGUUCAGACGAGGUGUCCAUUUAUAUUGCCCGACAAUGAUGAAGUCAUCUACGGAGGCCUCUCCAGUUUCAUCUGUACAGGCGAAGGUGAAGUUUACCUUUGAAUGCCUAAGAAGAAAUGAAUAUUGGCUUUAUGAAACCUUUCUAACCAAUGAUGAACCAGAAUGCUGUGACGUCAGGAGAGAAGAAAAAUCAAAUAACCCAUCCAAAGGGACCGUAGAGAAAAGUGGCUCCUGUCACAGGACAUCGCUCACAGUGUCAUCAGCAACAAGACUGUGCAACAGCAGACUCAAGCUGUGUGUUCUUGUACUGAUUCUAUUACACACAGUGCUCACAGCCUCGGCAGCACAGAACACAACCGGACUGAGCUUUGGAGGCAUCAACACGCUGGAAGAAAACUCAACCAAUGAGGAGUAACGGAAGGACGAGUGUCACCACAGCAGCAGCUGGCCCGCCGUGAAAAAUGGCAACUGCUGUCUCAUGUAACAGAAACUGGGUGCUUUUACCCUCGAAUUACUUAUUGCAAGGCCUUUAGGGUAAAAUUUAAACAGAUGGGCCUGAAUCCAAACAAGGACACAACCACAGCUUUUUAUUGACUAAAAGGCUGGAAAGUGACUUUAAAUUUCUCACACCAUUUUAUACACUGUGUUUUAAUGUUUGGAGGUUUUAUUUGCUUUCGUUUUGGUUUGGGAUUAUUUGUUUGUUUAUUUUUUGCACUUGUUAAUACAGGAUUUAUUUUGGGGGAUGGUUUCUCAGAGGUAAACUAAGUCUUUUCACUGUCUCUAUCUCUCUAUAUAUUUCUAGUCAUUGUGUGUGUUCAUCAGAUAGUUCUGUCUUUAUGUCCUGUCAGCUUCUAUUAGAGGAAUGAUUGCUAUGACCUCAUGGUAUAGCAAAAAACAACAACAAAAAAAGAAUAAAAAAUAAAAAAGACAAAAAAAAGAAAACAACAAAAAAUAAAAAUAAAAAAAAUCCCUAAGUCUCCCUUCUACCCACAGAACCAACACCCUUCCCGGCCUUUCCUUUCCCUCGCCCUCUUCUCGUCCCCUAAGCAAACAACAUCCGCUUGCUUCUGUCUGUGUAACCACAGUGAAUGGGUGUGCACGCUUGGUGGGCCUCUGAGCCCCUGUUGCACAAACCUGAAACAGAGCAGAGCCAAGGGGGCCUGACAGGAGUUCCUUUUUAGCUGAACAAACAAGUGCUCUCCAUAAUAGGUGGAAUCAGACAGUUAACACAUUUUUAUGUUGAAAACAAAAUAAAAGGAAAAAAAAAAAAAAACUAUCAUGAACUGUAUUGCUCCAGUUCCCAUCCCCAAGUGGCCCAGCCCUUUCCUGCUGGUCCAGUUGGACAGGAGCAGCUAUCUAGAAUCAGGAUGCGGGGAGUGAGGAAGUUUUUCCUUUGACAAUGAAGGUGGGCUUUCAUUGUGAUUUUUGUUCUGUUGCAGUAAUAUAGGAGCACAUUUUGGCCAUUGUAAUUACAGGGAACAAAGGGAUUGCGGACACAUAUCUGGACUUCUUUUCCUCCCUUAUUGUUGUGGAAGAGACACUAGAAAUGCUCAAACACCUGCAAUAUACAGAAUAUACACAAUUUUAUUCAAGUAUUUCCCUAACAUAUGGUUUAAAAUUAUUCCAGGUAUACAGUGUAUGCAGUUCUGCAUUAUCACAGAGGAACAACUUCUUUUUUAAAAAAUAAAUAGGUCAGCCAUUUUUAUUAACGUGCAAAAACUUUAUCACUCUAACAUGCUCUAGGUAGUUGAGGAAAAGAGGUCUGAUCACUGUUUGUAUUUUAUUUUCUUUGUGGGAACAUUUCACCUGCUGAGUGUACAUGAAUUUGCUUUCUAUAAAAGGCUUUUAUGAGUUUACAGUAGAAUCGGUGGAAGGAAGAGUUAAUAAGGGCUGUUUUUAAAAAAACAAACAAACAAAACAAAUAAUUAAAAAAAACAUUUUACAUUCCUUCCUAUUCUCUAACUACACUUGGGAAGUGCACUUCAGAUAAGUUUGCAGUGUGACUGAGAGAUGAAGGAAAUCCAUAGAAAAGGUCCUCUUAGUGAACAAAAUUUAGUUCUUAACUUUAUAGCUAUGAAAUUUCCCCGGGCAUUUGUUUUUGUUCAAACAGACUUUAACCUCUGCAUCAUACUUAACCCUGCGACAUGCGUACAGUAUGCAUAUUUUGUUUUGAAAAAAAAAUGUUUCGUUCCAGUCUGUUAAGAAUAUUCAAAAAUAAUAAAGGUAUUGCUUAAUAAAA